Verticillium alfalfae VaMs.102 is the source of this 2103-nucleotide messenger RNA. Its product is annotated as histone acetyltransferase SAS2. The transcript is spliced from 2 exons. Gene Ontology annotation, biological process: regulation of DNA-templated transcription. The record is from RefSeq and is a predicted model, not a curated record. NCBI's taxonomy places the organism in Eukaryota, Fungi, Ascomycota, Sordariomycetes, Glomerellales, Plectosphaerellaceae. Bases 1 to 2103 code for a protein of 700 amino acids. Gene Ontology annotation, molecular function: histone acetyltransferase activity.
AUGCCGAUCAAGUCACACAAGCGCAAACGACCUCACGACGACUCGGAAGCCAUCGACCCGCCUGCCAUCACAGCUCCCCCACCCCCCACCACCGAAGCUACGACGCGUCGCGCAACGCGUCAGACUCCGAUACUCCCUCCAGUGCCGCCACCACACGCAUCGCCGCCGCGACCGGCCACAAUCCCAGCUCCCGCGGAUGCUGAAUCGCCUGUGCAGACGAAGCGAGGACGAGGAAGACCUCCAAAGCCGAAAACCACGACAGACACUCCUGUGCCUGUUCCCAUCAACCCUGGGGUCGAAACGGUUACACGAGCUGUCCCACCCUCCGCACCGAGCACCCAGCCUGGGCCAACGCAGCAGCAAACGACACAAGCACCGCGCGUUACAAGGCAAAGGGGUGCCAGCAUGGUGGCCAUCAACCAUCAGCCACCCCUCGCCGUCAAGGAAGCAAAGGAGAAUGUCAGACCAGCGAAUGGCCUUGUUGCGCCGCAAAUCACCUACCAGGCACCUCAACCACAGUCACAGCCAUGGACGAGAACCCUGAUGCGACCCAGCCCACCCACGAGCCUGCCGCCCUCACUCCAGCCCCAACCCAGCGUUCCGGACAGCAAACAGCAGCUGGCGCGGGUGCGCGAUCCCGCUCCCUAUCAGUACCCGACGAGACCGACCAACACGCCGAUCCCCGUUCCAGCCAUCACGCAUACCUCUCCACGAACGCCGUCUGCUCUGCCCCAGCACCCCACGAAGCAAGAAGCCCAGAAGAAGACGGCCAUGCCGACGCCGAGGACAGACCGCAACAUCGACAAGGUCGUCCUCGGCGACAUCUGCUUCCGCACGUGGUAUCCUUCCUACUACGGCAAGGAGCUCCUCGGCGACAUCUCCUCCGGCCACGCCAGCAGCAAGCCGAGCCACGCGCAGCAUUCAAACGGCGGCAAGGACGGACAUGGCCAGCAUAACGCGGGCGAGGCUGGUGCCAAGGCGCACGCCCGGCGCGGCGGCGACGCGCCCAUGCUCGACCGGCUGUACGUGUGCCCGUGCUGCUUCAAGUACUCCAAGGAGCUGGUGUCGUGGCUGGGCCACGUGCACGUGUGCGAGCGCAGCGCGGGGACGCCGCCCGGGCGGAAGAUCUACGUCCACCCUCGGGGACGCCGGACGGUGCUGCGGGCUGUGCCGGAGGUCAAGCGAGGGCCGGGGAAGAAGGCGAACGCCGGCAUACGGCACGUCGAAGAGGUUGUGCAGGAUCAGGGUGAGUGGAGCGUGUGGGAGGUAGACGGGGAGGUAGACGGCCUGUUCUGUCAGAAUCUCUCCCUGUUCGCGAAGCUCUUCCUGGAUAACAAGUCGGUCUUCUUCGACGUCACGGGGUUUACCUACUUUCUGCUCGUCUACACCCCACCUGCUCGGCCGCCAACGGGCCCGCCUGGCGAUCCAUCGCAGCCCGCUGUCGACACGUCCGACGAGAAGCCCGUGAGGCCGCACAUUGUCGGCUUCUUCUCCAAGGAGAAGAUGUCGUGGGAUAACAACAACCUCGCUUGCAUCCUCGUCUUCCCACCAUGGCAGCGCAAGGGCCUCGGCGCUCUGCUGAUGGGCGUCUCCUAUGAGAUCAGCCGCCGCGAGGGCGUCCUCGGUGGGCCGGAGAAGCCCAUCUCCGACCUCGGGAGGAAAGGCUAUCGUCGGUUCUGGGGCGGCGAGAUUGCGCGAUGGCUCCUGGGCAUCGGCGGCAUCGCUGGUGCAUUUGACAGCAGCGAGGAAACGCUGGUGGACGUGGGCGACUGCAGCAGGGGGACGUGGAUCGCGCUCGACGACUGCCUCAUCACCCUCAGGGAGAUGGGCUUGCUGCAGGAUGCUGGCGUUGGGCCGGGGAAGAAGCCCGAGGUUUCCCGCCCUGCUGCCAGUGACAAUGGAGACGGGGCUAUGGAGGACGUCGGUGAUGCUGGAGAGCCGGAGCCCGUGCCUGAUGUGCCCAGGGUGAAGCUCGACAAGGAGGCUGUUCGGGGCUGGAUCGCAGCAAAUGGCAUCAGUCUGGAGAGGGUCUGUGACCCGCAUGGAUUUGUCGAGGGCUACGCUGUGAAGCAGGGCUCUCCUGAAGAGGAGGAAUAUGCGUGA